CGACAGGUGGGCUCGCUCAACAACAGCACCCAGUCACUCGAGGGCGUUGGGCAAGUUGCUGACUCUGGGUCGCGAGGGGCUGGUUGCAUGACGGGCGACACGACCCCAAGUAGCGCUGCUCGAAACCGGCAGCUUGAUGACGUUGACGUGGAGACGCCUGAUGAAGACGACGAAGAGAGUCCCGCAGCCAUUGUGCGGCAGAUCCGGCGACUCUACAACGCACUACAGCGAGUGCUGGACUGGCAAGUUCUGAGUCGUCUCCCCCGAAUUUUAGAAAUGAAGCUCACAAUCCGAGUUCGGCUAGCCAUGACGGCACAAGCAGACGCCGCGCAAUUACUUCAGAAGAUCGCCCAGGUUGACACGCCUAGCAGCACCCGAGUCGACGGCCGUGGCCUUUAUCAGGGGGGUUUUCCCGCCAUCACGAACACGGUUCCGCCCGGCCAUCGAGAAACGAUGGACGUCUAUAAUGAUGCCAUGGAUGCGCAUCGUCGGUGGGAUAGCAUCGGCAACAGAGUCGGCGAGGACUGUCUUUCUGGUGGGCCAACAGAGGCAGUAACAACUAACAUUCUCGAGCGUGCGCAAGAUAGCCAGCUCACGGCAACUUCUUCGGGUGGCAUCGCUGACGCUCGUGGUAGGAAAACGUCGGUGACAUCGUCCGCAGCCACUGAAUUUUUUCAAAACGCGAUGGCGCAGCUUCUAGAAGGACACCAUAGUCGUCGAGACCUUAGCGACGGUGUUUCGUUUUUUAGCCGUCAGUCAACUCCAGGAGCAGAACAGGCGGCCGCGGGCUCUCCGGGUUCGUUGCCUUGGCUCCACCAGGAAGCUUACACUGAGGAGGCUAUGGACGUGAGUACAUCAGCCAACGACCGCGUUGACGAGGCGCUCGGUGUCCAGGGAGAUGAAGACGACGAGGAGGACGCCGCAGUGGCGCGGUCACUCUCCAAACUGUCGCUUAGUGGUGGACGCACAUGUAACCCAGGUGACGCAUCGUCGGGGUCUGCCGCUGCUAUGGCCAGCACGGCGGCCUCUCCUGGAACUGCAGGCGUAUCGUCUGGAGGUGAGGCCCCAGAAUUUGCGAGUCGCACGCGAUCGGGAGGCUUCUCUUCCUGUCAUGCUACGAAAACAAGGUCAUGGGUUGCUGCGACGGUCGACUCACA
Messenger RNA from Amoebophrya sp. A25, 1157 nucleotides. Lineage: Eukaryota; Dinophyceae; Syndiniales; Amoebophryaceae. The record is from the annotation of a GenBank genome assembly.